Molecule: messenger RNA, 5556 nt
Organism: Porites evermanni
Lineage: Eukaryota; Metazoa; Cnidaria; Anthozoa; Scleractinia; Poritidae
Source: the annotation of a GenBank genome assembly
AUAUACCAACGUGAUAAAUCUAUAAGAAAAACAGUCAAAAUUAUAGGAGUAUAUUCUUCUCCAGAGAAAGCAUUUGAGUUUUGCUGGAGCUCGUUCGCGGAUGAACACACACUUAGCCAAAAUCGAUCAGGAGACACGUAAAAUUGAAUAAAUUUGCAUUUGGAACCCCAUCACUACCGGAUUUACUAUGUAAACAUUGAUUUACGUUAAUAUAUAAUCAUUAUGGUAGUUCAAAACACUUAUUAUCAUUUAUAUCAAAAAAAUCAUUUACACGAUUUGGAUUGUCCAAAUGUUUUGACGAGCGUUUUAGUUACUGUGGAUAGGAAAACUGCACGCUAUUCAUCGCAUUCAAUACAGCAACGUAGUUAAAAAUCAAAUAUCUUUCGUCUCCUCCCAGAGGUUUUGAAUAGGUCCUGAAUCUAAUUCGUCCCCACAUUUAUAAAAACACCACGCACAAACACAGGAGAAGCUAGGAGGGUGAGAAAUGAUUAAAUGGGUCACUUUUAAAAAGCCGAGCCAUAUUUCAUGCAAACGGUUCGCCAGGAAGGAAAGGGUGAAUCAUAAAAAACGCUGGCUCGCCCUCCAUGGUUGGCUCAAGUAGUCGAGUAACCCUUUUAUCCGCGGCAAGGUUUCUCCACGUUAAUAACGUUUACACCCUUUGGAUGGUACAAAUGUUUUGACGAGCGUUCUAGUUACUGUGGAUAUGAAAAAAAUGCACUCUGCCUAUUUAUCAAUACAGCAACGAAGUUAAAAAUCAAAGGUCUUUCUUCUCCUCUUAGAGAAUAAGGUAAGCCCCAUCACGGCGUUUUGACUUAGACAUCCACUUACCUAAAGGAAAAAUGUUUUUUAUUAAGAUGACAUUUAUGUUACUAAAACCCAUGAAACUGUUUUUAAACUCGUUAUCCUGCCUUUUUUCGUAUAUCUUGCAGUUUGCUUUAUCUUGUUGGACGCAUAAUGCGAAAAGGUGUAUUACCUUUGUUGAUGCUGGCGAUCCUUGCUGUAACGGCGAAUGCUAAGCCUCGUCCCAAGGUAAGUCAUGAGUUUAGCCAGUCCAAUUGCUGACGCGAAACGAUGUAAGAAAGAUCCCAUCAACAAGUAAUAAAAUUCUCCGUUUCCGGGCUUUUUAACAAUAAAUAUACAUACAAAAAUAAUAAUCAAUCUUUUUUCAGCCUACUUUACUUAGAUGUUUUACAAUAGGGUCCUGAGAAAACGAAAUAAAUAAAUAAAUAUAAAUGUAAGCAAAACAGCAACAAGAAAAACCAGUUAAAUAACUAUAAAAAUUACUACUAAAAACUAAAUAUCCUCCCUCAAUCCUAAACAUACAAAUCUGAGAUUAUUUUAAUAGAAUGAUGCUAAAACUACUAAAUAUAAAUAUUUAUAAAUAUAAAUUACGGUAAGCUAGCCUCCCUCCCCUUUAUAAGCUUCUCAAAAGUAAGAAUAUCCCGGCCCAGCUUCUGCGUGUAUCAUGAUUCAAAUCAUUCCAGUCAUUACUACAUGUAGCAAAAUUAAUUUAUGUCCAAUGGCUCCAUUUGCGCUUAGCAUCAGUCUAUAAACGUAUGUUGAACUUACAUCUGGAAUUAUACUCAUGAAAAUCUUGAUGAUAUCUUAGAUCAAUCCUAAGUGAGAAAAUGUUGUUCCUACAUUUAUAAAUGAAUAUUAAACCAUGCAACUUUCUUCUUAUCUUGAGAUUUACCCAGGAAAGCCUCCCUAAGGCAGCACUUGCAUGCAGACGAUCGAUAAGAAAGGUCUAAGAUGAUACGUGCAGCUUUGUUCUGUAAUACUUGCAAACCUGUACAUGUAGUGACAUUAAAGACUCAUUACCCCGAUCCCUCCUGACUAUGUCAGCAAUUUGAUAGUCAAACAAGGGCAAAAUAUAACAAUUAAAAAAUAAAAUCCUACAAUGAAAUGGCAAAUAGUUCUUGAGAGCGGCGCCGCGUAACUAUCAACUAGACGUGGAAAUAGUCAAAAAAUGACCUGGCCUCAAACUCAGCCAGAAUAAAGCCUUUAUGGGCCCUAGUUACAAAAUGGUUGGUUUAAGUGCGAUCGAGUGAAUAAAUUUUUUUUAACGAUUGUUUUUCUUCUCGAGGCCUAAAAUGGGCAAAAAUCAUGCGAAAUUAGAGUCAAAUUCAGUGGCUCGUAUGUUUUAAAAUAAAGUUGGCUAGUAAAAUAUAAGGACACUUCAUAUUUUUACUGUCUUUCCUCUAAAAUUUUAACUAAUUAGUUCGCGGUUUGGUCAACAAGAGAUAUUUUAAGAAAAUGUCAAGCUCGUUGACUCAAAAUCGCUUAAUCAACGGUCAAAAUUUAGCACUUUUUCACCAGCUAAAAUAGCGGACGGGCACAUGGCUUUCACCACCAGGGCAGAGCAUUAUUUUUUCUUCAAAUUAGUGAAAUAAAAUUUGGGGGCAAAUGAAAUUACGAGUGCUAACCUGAAGCGAAGCAAAUGUAAAUGUUACACUAAAAACGGGCGUACAAACGUGACCUCUGAUCCCCCCCGGAGGGGGAAAGGGGUGGGGUACUUUCAGAAAAAUUGGGUGGGGUGUGGCCCACGCUUCCUGAAAUCCUUACCCUAUUUCGGACCAUUAUACUACUACAUGAGAAAUUUCUGCAAUCUGAUUGGCUUAGAGCAGUAGUAUUUCAGGUUAAUUUGAAAUACCUACAUGUGAAAAUUACAAACCUUUUGUAGGUAGUAGUAUAAACAAAUAAUAGCAUAAUUUGUACGUGAUAUUCGGCAUAAAUACCACUUAUGAUAUUUCAAAAUUGUCUCAAAUUUCACUCGCCAACGGCUCUUAAGAUUACGUAUAACAAUUUUGAAAUAUCACUCGUGGUAUUUAUGCCAAAUAUCACUACAAAUCAUGCUAUUACCUAUACAAAUCUGUGUUUUUCCCUACUCUUUUUCAGACCUGAUUAAAAAUUCGAUACCCUAAUUCAGACGGGAUUUUUAACAAAAUCGGUGAUAUCCUUUAAAAAAAAGCGUUGGAAGUUUCAGAUUGCUAUAAAAUUAAAAGUUACGAGAAAAUACUGGGUGAAAGGCAGAAUACAUGCAAGUCCAGAGAGAAAAGAAAAAACAACUUUCUGUUCAAAGUCGGGUAAGAAGACUGAAGCAAGAAGACUGAACUUGAUGAAGGUUGUUCAUUUAAGGUGGCUCCCGAGAGUAAAUUGGCGGUGCGCAGCCUGAGCCUGGUGUGUACCUUUUAAGUACCGACAAAAUGCUGUGAGAAGCUAUAGCCGUUCGUAGCUCAGGCUUAACCAUUUUCUGAUAAAAGUAGGUAAAUGCCAGGAGGAAGGGUAGUUCUUUAAUUGCAGCUGUACGAGUUACGAUUAAGUUAUUUUAAUGAUAAGGCUAGAAUUAAUUAUUGUAAACCUCUUUCAGUUUGCCAAUAAAUAAAUAUUAAAUAGAUAAAUAAAUAAAAAGCUCUUCAUUAGGUUCCAAAAAACAAACGUUCUGGAUUACAAUAGGCAAUUAAAUAAAAUUGAAGAGGCAUCUAUUAAUAAAACAGCGUUUAAAACGUUCGGUCCUAAUCUGAGAAAGUAUGUAGGAAUGACCACGAUUCCUUAGCAAACUUGUUUUACUGGGUGGGAGGAGAUCUACCAAAGGGCCUUCAGUAGACGUAGUUAUAUUCUUCCAUAACUUAUUAUCUGAGGACUCUAAAAGACUUAAAGGAAACCAAAACCUUAAGGAACCCGAAACGAACUGCUCUUUUCUGAACUUGUCAAUUUUGGAAAGAUACUUAUCAUAACUAGAAACACUCAGUACUGAAAUGCCAUAAGUAAAAAUAGGUAUAAUCAAACUAUGGAAGAGGUGCUGUAGAAAGUCUAGACUAUAGCCAGGUUUCUUGCACACUCGUAAUAUGUGUAUACGCCUCCCUGCUUUGCUAAGAACGGCAUCAAUUUGCUUGUCCCGAUUUCUAGGAUUACUAUGAAGGCAAACACCUAAAAGCCUAAGAAAUUCUUCCUGAUUGAUAUCAAAAGUGAUAGUGGGGAGGGGUCUCUCAACGUUACCCUUAACAACCAUCUCCUUAGUUUUAGUAAGGUUUAUAGUCAUAAGGUUGUCCAGGGCCCAACUGAGUAUUUUGCACCUCUUGGGGAGCUUGGUCCAAGUAUAGUGCCCUAAGGCACACCUCUGUUUAUAGGCUUAAAGGGGGGUCGUGUCACCGUCAGCUAUAAUUACUCUUUGUUGUCUAUUAAUUAAAAAAUUAAUCAUCCAAUUAACAAUGUAGGGAUUCAUGGGCAAUUAUGAAGUGAUUCACUGAGUCAAAAGCCUUGGAGAAAUCAAAGGCAAAAACCCUAACGCCCUGACGUAAUCUUCUUCUUUAGUGUCAAGCCAUUUAAGCCACAUGUGUUGGCUUUUAAUGAGAGCCUCGGAAGUAUUCGUACCUUCCCUAUAUGCAAAUUAAUCUAGCAAUAGAUAGGAUCUAAUUACAGGCUUAACUUCUUAACUUAAUUUGAAAGCAAAGAGAAUUCAAACCUUAGAAAAUGCAUUCAGUACUUAGGACACCAUUCCAAGGCUACAUGCCAAAAAUCAGCCAAAUCGAUGAGGUACCCGGUGUCAGGCCAAAGUUCGAAUUUUACAGAAAAUCACUCUUAACACUUAGAUCUACAGUUUCGCAUAGGUUACUGAAUUGGUUUAAGCCUUUAAGCGUUAACAAAGUUUUUUCCCAAGCAGGGACGUCUAAAUCCAUGGAAGUUUAAGACGUAGAUUUUUUUCCUUUUAGAAACCUUUGGCGCAACUUUCAGGGACGUUGUCGGAGGCUCGCAUCUUCACUGCAGAUACUUGUAAGAUUUUAGUAUUAAAAUGCCUGACAACAGUUAUUAACAGCUAACCGUUUAAAGGGGCUACGUCGCGGGGAUGUGUUGCUGUAAAGUUCAGUACGUUUACCCAUACACAAAAUGCUCCUUUAGAGUUAAGAAUUUCAUCAGGGAGCACUUAUUAUGAUCGGUUUUGGGUGAUUUUUGCAUAAUAGCAUUAAAACGUUAUUUCAAGUUUCAAGCCAUGUUUAUGCGCUGGUUAUCCAUAAAAAACAGACGAUAGGAAACAGCUCCAAUGCUUAAAUAGUCUUAAAAGACAAAUCUGGACCAUUAGCGGUUAUAGAAUUCGAUUGGUGCGAAACCUGAUCGGUUUAGAUUUUCAACUGAGAGAUGGGAAAUAGCACAACUUCGCCCCUUUAAGCCCUGGUUAACAUGCAGUUUGAACAUAUUUUAAUCUUUUAGUUACCUUUUUUGCUAGGGCUGUCUGACCUUGAGAACGAUGAAGCAUUUAAAGAUUUCAAGUCUGAGCAGGGCCUAUUGGAAGUAAAGCAACGUGGUGCCUAUUACAUCUAUGCUCAAGUGUUUUUUGAAAUCUACCAAGACGGCCCUGAAUAUCACAACCGUGUGGCAAUAACUGUAAAUGGAAAACCAUUUGCCUUGAUGCAAACAGGCCUCGGAAACAAAGCUGACUAUGGCAGCGUUUACACAGGUGGAGUUAUCCGGCUGAAAAAGGGCGAUAAGAUCGGCUUGAAAACCGUUUACGAAAGCAGGUUGUGGCUGUCAGCUAAACAUACCUUCCUCGGUGCAUAU